AUGAUAAUCUCAAGACUAAAGCACGAAAGUGGGCAGCAGAGAAAAAAAAAUUUUAAAGGCACUGGAGGUGGACCAGCAACAAAAUUACAUUCCGACUCUGUUCUAGAAGCUGUGAUAAAUAUUAUAAAUUAUAAAGCUGUUUGUGGUCUGGUUCCAAUCUGUGAUGAUGAUUUGGAGAAUGCCGAGCCUUCAGAUCCUGUAGAAAGCUCAUUAGCAAAAAAAGUUAAACGAGCUGUUAGUAAAGAAAUUCACUCAGCCAUGGAACCUGUAAAUAUAGGGCUCAGACCAAAAUUUCCAAAUCCAAUCUUCUCAGCUAAAGGGGAAUAA
This is a messenger RNA of Brassicogethes aeneus, 327 nucleotides long. Lineage: Eukaryota; Metazoa; Arthropoda; Insecta; Coleoptera; Nitidulidae. The record is from the annotation of a GenBank genome assembly.